Molecule: messenger RNA, 2198 nt
Organism: Engraulis encrasicolus (European anchovy)
Lineage: Eukaryota; Metazoa; Chordata; Actinopteri; Clupeiformes; Engraulidae
Gene: chmp7
Product: charged multivesicular body protein 7
Exons: 10
Coding region: 558-1946 (462 amino acids)
Biological process (GO): vesicle budding from membrane; late endosome to vacuole transport via multivesicular body sorting pathway
Cellular component (GO): multivesicular body; ESCRT III complex
Source: RefSeq, a predicted model, not a curated record
UUGUCACAUCCGAAAUUGCCAAAGAGUUGUUAUGAUGUUAUUUUACCGUGUACAGUACAAUUUACUGGGAACUAAACGCUUUAUUUGGUGAAGUCGUAUAUAUCUGGGACUUGCUAUGCCGAUCGGACUGUUUUGCUGGAUUACUGACACCUAAAUUAGGCCGACGACUACCCUUGCAUGCUCAGCAGCUCAAUCAGUGUGUGUUAGGUGAAGUUUGCCAUGUCACAUAGCACUUCGCCUCAUGUUAAACGUGACGUUUAAUUGUACAAUUUAUAUCUUGGCUAAAACGAGGUUGGCAUCGGGAUUGUUUAUACACCGUACGCGUUAAAGUACUGUGUAAGGAGUUGUCUGCACGCCUUUGAGCCAGAGAGACGGAUUCUCAGGUCAUACGUUUAGGCUAACUAUGAAAUGUUAUAGCUGAGAACUACCAGCUAUGUGCUGCCGUGUAAACUAGACUUUCAUCGCCAUGUCCCUGUAAUUUCAUGUCAUCGGUGUACUGUAACCACUUGUUUUCGCCAGCUGCCAAAACACCACCCUUUCAGUUUCAGUUUUGAACAAUGUCUGCUUUACCCCAGUCCAAAGAGGAUGGCUCCUUCGAGUUUCCUCCAGACUGGAGGGACGAUGCACGCAUGACAUUCCUGUUCUCGGCAUUCAAAGAGAACAGAGAUGUCGACGCGACAGACUGGGAUGGUAAAAUGGACUUCUGGAUGCCACUCAUAGUAAACCAUUGCAGACGUCGUGGGGGAGUCUGCCUGAAUUUGAACCAACUUAAUGAAAGUUUUCGGAGGAAAGGCAGUUUACCUCUUGGUCUGGGAACAGUUCUUCAGUCCAUGUACAGGAAUGGGAAAGUGCAGAAGGAGUCAGAGUUUGCCACGAAUGUGGAUUCCGGGUGGCUGUCGUGGGGAGUCGGUCUUCUGUUGGUAAAGCCACUGAAGUGGACACUGUCAACUCUGCUGGGCAGUGGACGGGUGCCAUUGGAGGAAUCAUUCGUUGUGAUCGAGUUGAUUAAGGAGAAGGCUGUGAAGCUUCUGGAGACGUACCGGUCCUCACCGCUGUCAGACCGCAGCCUUCUGUCCUUCCAGGACGUCAGGAUGCUGGCCUGUGACAUCUGCCCAGACGAGACCUCCCUCUGCCUGGCUCUGCUACAGCUGCAGAGGGACAAGCAGGUCACCGUGUCUCUUCACGAGGGAGAAAAGCUGGUGAAGUUCUCCCAGCAGGGCCAGGGUCGUGUGGGCCCCGUCAGUGAUGUCGAUUUGGGCAUCUACCAGCUGCAGCGCAGCGAGAAGCUCCUGGGAGAGAGAGUGGAAGCACUGGGCAAGGAGGCUGACAAAUGCAAGGAGGAGGCUAGAGCUCUACUCAACGAGGGGAAAAAGUCGCAGGCCCUGAGGUGCCUGAAGGGCAGGAAGCGAGUGGAGAAGAGGGCAGACCGCCUGUACGCCCAGCUGGAGACUGUCAAGGGCAUUCUGGACCGGAUCGCCCACUCCCAAACAGACCGCCUGGUGAUCCAGGCGUACCAGGCAGGUGUGGCCGCCCUGCGUCUCUCCCUGAAGGACGUCACAGUGGAGAAGGCAGAGAGCCUGGUGGACCAGAUCCAGGAGCUGUGUGACACGCAGGAUGAGGUCAACCAGACGCUUGCCGGAGGAGCGCUGGACACAACUGAUGGGGACGAGCUGGAGGAGGAGCUGGAGGAACUUUUGAAAGAGUCCGCUUCAGAGGAACACCAGGACCUUCCGGAGGUGCCCACGGGCCCUAUGCCAUCCAGCAAGGGCACCACGGGCAUCCUCACCGACGACUUCUUCAACUCGUUACCCACCGUGCCCGACUCCCGGUUAAACGUCACGGACGAAGAGCUGGACCGGGAGCUGUCUCGCCUCAGCAUCCGCGGAGCAGGUGGUGAACAGAGAGGAACACUCUCCCCACUUAAGAGGAUGGAGCCAGCCCAGUAAAGUACUAUGGACAGACAUUUGUAAUCAACGUGUUAAGCAAUUAAAGCACAGUCUCCAAAAUGCCCUUAUUCGUGUUUGUAAUGGCAUGUUUGUGACCUUUUUUUGUGUUUUUAAACUUUAAAGUUUUAAAAGUGGCCUUUUAAAUUCUGUGAUGUGUGUCGGUAAUAAAGAAAUGCAAUUAUGAUGCCAAACCACUGAUUCUGUGUGACUGAAUCAUAUCUGUACAAUACAGAAUAAAUUGUAAGUAACAAA